GCUCCGCUGUGCGUGAGUGCUGCAGCAGCAGCAGCAGAGGCGGCGCUGCGUGGAGGUGGUGGCAGGGGGAGCAUUCCAGGCGCGGAGAGUUGAGCAGCGCCUACCCCGUCCGUCCCGUGCGGUCCUGCUGACUUUGCCCUCGCUGCUGUCGCUUGAGCCACAUGGCCAAACGCCACCGCCGAUUGGCGCGGUCGGCUACGUGCGGCGCGAUUGAGGUCCAACGUCUUGGCCGAGAUCGUCCGCGGAUAUAACCCCCGGGAGUCGCCUUGCGCGGAUUCCUUCGUGCGUCCUGAGACCGCUCCGAGCCUGACUCUCCAGGCCUGCGGAGGAUGGACGGGGUUGCCAUGGAUACCGCGGAGAGUGUCAGCACCGUCCAGAAGAAAUCGCAGCAAGUGGUGCAGAUACAGAGCACGUCGCUUGACGUGAGCGAGGUGGGCAAGGGGCUCAAGGUGCAGACGGAGAAGCCUCACCUGGUGAGCCUCGGCGGAGGGCGAUGGAGCGUGGCAGUUACCCUGCUGCCCCUGGACCAAGCCCGCACCACGUUCGGCCGGCCGGGCGGUCAGCCCGCCGUCGACGUCGCUCUGCACGGCCGCGGGGUGGCGGCUGACCACUGCCACAUCGAGAACAGCGCCGGCAGCACCUUCACGCUGCACCCGCAGGGAAACGCCUGCUCCGUGGACGGGCAGGACAUCUCCAAGCCCACCGUGCUGUCCCAGGGGUGUAUGCUGUGCCUGGGGGAGUCGAACUUCUUCCGGUUCAACCACCCGGCACAGGCGAUCCGUCUGCGUAGUGGACUGCAGCCCGCUGUCGCACAGGAUUUAAGCAACAUGAUGAAUGGCAACCACAAGUCUAAGCCCAAGAGCCAGACUACCUUGCCCGGCGGCCUAGCGAGUACCAAAGCCAGCUCCUCGCCCGGCCGCUCCUUCGUGUGCCCUCCCACCGUCCCUCCAUCGUCCGGCGCCGACUCGAGCCCCUCCCCUGCCGUCCACCGGUGGCCAACGACCGCCUCCAACGCGCAGUACCAGACGAACCUCAAGCUGUACAUGGGCUCGCUGGGCAAGCACUCGCCGGCCGCCAACUCUCCCGUGACCAAGUCGGCGCCUGCCGACGCGACUCCUGGCGUCGCGGGCAACUCGCGCUUCUCCUCCUCGUCCUCCUCCUCCUUCGCGACGGUCGCCACGACGACCGCCGCGACGCCGUCUCCCACGAGCCCCGGCAACAUGUCGGUGGGCUCCUCCAGCUUCCGCGGGGACCCCGACAACUCAGCCUCGCCGCUCUCGACCGCCUCCCCGCUCUCGUCGCCGUCGGCGACCGGCAGCUCCAAUGGCCGCUCGGACGCCGUCCCCGUGCCGGCCCCGCGGUCGUCGAGCUACUCCCACGGCGUCGCCGCGCCGCCAGCGGCGGCGGCGUACGGCGCGAGCGGAACUCCCUCGGCCCUCGCAGGGUGCGGGGACGACGACGAGGAGGAGGAGGAGGCGUCGCGGUCGAGGGGCGCCGGAGGCCGAGCGGGCGGCAGGGGCUCGUCCGAUGGUUACUGGAGCAAGAGCGGCCGCGACUCGGACGCGUACGGCUUGGCUGCCGCCGGAGGAGGAGGAGGUGGAGGUUCCCAGUACCUCCCGCCAUCCUCUUACGAUGGCGGGAGGUACGAGCGCGGCCGCCAAGAGCCGUGGGACGUCCUCUCACCGGGCGACCGCGACGGCCGUCGGGAAGCGUGGGAGGGCUACCCCUCGUCGGACGGCGGUGGCCGGCGUGCCUGGGACCACCGCCUGCUCGCCGGUGCGGGCGGCGACUUCGACCUGGCGUCACUCCGCGGCGGCCCGCUGGGCUCCUCCAGCGUCGACGUGAGUCGCUUCAGCCCCGUCGGGCCGUGCCGCCAAUCUUCGAGCGUCCCCUCCAGCCCUCGCCUGCCUUCCAAAUUCCAGCACCAGCAGCAGCAGCAGCCUCCGACGCCGGGCCAGAGGUCCAGGGCCCUGCAGGAGUACUCCCAGAACCAGUGGCGCGAGCAGUACCUGCAGGACGCGAGCGUGCUGGCGCGCUACGGCAUCGCCAUGAGCGACUUCGGGGACGGGCACGCGCUCGCGAGCUACGGCGGCCGCCGCUCGCCCGCGGGGCCGGGCCGGACGGCCGACAACUGCCGCGGCACGAGGGAGCCUCCGCCGGCGAGCCCCUCGUCCGCCCGCCGCGCCCUCGCCUACCACUCGCCGCUCAAGCCCACGCAGUCGACGCCCGCGCUCAACUGGCUGCCUUCCUCCGCCGCCUACCCGCCGGACGUCACGGCGCCGCCGUCGGGACACCACUACCACAAGCGGACGGGCCGCGCCGGCGGCGGCGGCGGCCUCGACAGCCCGCUGCUCUCCCGCCGGGCCCAGCAGGCGGGCGCGUUCGAGCGGAGCCCCUCCCCCGGCUCGCCCUCCGACGCCCGCCGCGGCCGCCCCUACGACCCCGAGCCUCCGCCGUCGCCGUCCGUCCUGGGCGCCCUCCCUCCCAGGCCGAGGCCUCAGCCCCGGGCGGGCGCCGGCAGGAGCCCGAGCCCGGCGCAGGCGUACGCGCCGGCGGCGCCGCAGCCGCGGCAGAGGACGAGCUCGCUGGGUGGGCAGGGAGUGUCGCGGGCGCUCGCUAGGGCCGCCGCCGCCUCCUCCCCGGGCGUCGCGCCGGCGCUGUCGCCGCUGAUGGGAGGGGGGUUCCGCCCGCGCAAAAACAGCAUCUCGGAGAUCGGUGCGGACGAGGGAGAGCUGAUGGACUACCACCGGCGCCAGCGCGAGGAGCGGCUGCGCGAGCAGGAGAUGGAGCGGCUGGAACGGGAGAGGCUGGAGACCAUCCUGAACUUGUACACGGGCGUGGGCCUGGGCCCUGAGCGCGGAGCCUCCCUCUCGACGGACAGCUCCGCCGGGGGGGGGCCGCAGGCCCACCACGGGGACGGUGGGGGGGCCGCACGCCUCCACGGAGAGAUGUCUCGGCUGCGGCUCGGAGACGACGCUCGCUCCGCACGGCUGCUGGCGCCGACCGCGGGAGCGGUGCGAGGCUCCGGCGCAAACGGCGCGGAAAUGGAACGCUCGGCGGGGCGAGCGACGGAGCGGGAAGCCGGCGGGGGCUCCGGCGGAGCCGGGGAGAGCAGCAGCACGGAGAGCGCGCACCUCGACGACGACUCGUCGGAGGAGAACCGCCACCUCCGCUCGCCGCCCGCGCGCCGCGACCCCGGGGGGGAGGGCGACGCGGCGAUGUUGCCGCCGCCCCCCGCCGCGUCUCUGGCGCGAGAGCCCCGCUCGCCUGGCUCGGCGGGGGGGGGCACCCCCCCGCGGGCGACGCGCUCCCCGGGCGACGCCCACGCGCGCCACGAGCUCGGACGUCUGGGCCGCGAGCGCGCACAGACGCUCGCCAGCGUGGAGGAGCUCAAGCAGCGCAUGGGCGAGAUGCAGAGUCAGCUGGACGAGUCGGACCGCGAGCUGGAGCUGGAGAGAGCUCUGCUGCAGGGUGAGAGGGACUCGGAGCUCUCCCUGCAGGCGCAGGAGGAGCGAGCGGUGAUGCAGCUGCGAGACCGCAUCUCGCAGCUGGACGUGGGGGUCAAGCUGGACAAGGAGAAGGAGAGGGCAAUGCUCGCGGCGGCCCGGGAGAAGCUAGAAAGCCUCCGCAGCGCACACCUAGACGCGCGCAGGCAGCUAGACACCUGCCCAGAGGCAUUGCGAGAGCACUUGCAGCAGCAGCUGAGAAGGGAAGCCGAGCGUCUCGAGGUUGAGACGAAGACCUUCGAGGACCUGGAGUUCCAGCAGCUGGAGGGGGAGAGCCGCGCCGAGGAGGAGAGGGAGGCCUCGAGCCAGCGGCUUCUGGCUGACGUCAGGGACCUCCAGACCAGCAUCGCCACGCGAAAGGAGAAGGUGGCGGCACUGGAUGGGGAGGGGCGGCAGCUAUCCCAGCAGGCCUUGCAGGAGCAGGAACGCCUCCACCGGGAGAAGAACCAGCUGGCCCACCGUCUCCACCGGGAGAGGGCAUGGCUCUCCGAGCUGGACGAGCGCUACGCUCUGCUCACGGGGGGCAAGCGACUGCCCAUCGCCCCAGCGCCACCCACGCAGGGCUACUGGCAGCUCUCUGACAUCUACCGCUUCUACUGCGAGCCCGCGGGCACGGAGGCGUGCGAGCCGUGCGUGGCACCCACUGCCGCUGCCUCCCCCUCCCCUCCGAGUUCUCUCUCUCUCACUCCACCUCUCAGCCAGCCGCAGGAGUACAUCACACUGGACCAAAUCUAUGAGCUGUACGGCUCCCCUCUCAUCUCCGCGGAAACGCCCCUUGACCCCACUCCCAUCGCCAUGCCAACCCCUCCCGUCACCGUGCCGACGUCCCCUCUGCCUGAACUGGAGAAUGCUCUGGGCACUGAGCACAUGAUUAGGCGGUUCCUGUCACCUGACCAAGAGGCCCCUUGUCAAGUGCCGCCCCCUCUGCCGGUCAAAAUGCGCUUUACGCUGGGGGCCCAGGGCGGCCGGACGAGCGGCGAAAAGCGGCGCCUGCAGCGGGAGACAUCCACGCAGAGCGACAUCAUCACCUCGUCGUCGUCGUCGUCACGACAACCCGCCUGCGGCGCUCCCGAGCAUCACGCGUCGCCGUCCGGCGCCGCGCACGGGAAGAGGGUGGGCGGCGUGGCUCUUGGGAGCAGCACGCUUCCCCGCAACCUGCGCAGCUCCCACGAGGAGGGCAUCGCCAUGGCUUCCAAGCGGCCCCCCACGGGCCCUCCACCACGAGGUAAACACAGGAAAGGCACUGGGAAGGGCUUGCGUAAGAAAGGUCAAGCCAGGCGAGGAAUGGAUGUGGGAGAGAUUGGGCCCGAGCCGCCAUGGCACAGGGACGGUCACCGUGGCAACACGGCCGAGCGGUCAUGUGACUCCAUCAGCCUGGGCAGCUCGGACAGCCUGGACACCAACGCUUCGCCCGACGACAUCUCAAGCGCCAGUGGGCCGGACAGUGGGCGGUUUGAGGAAAUGGAGAGGCUUCUCCGAGAAGCUCAAGCCGAAAAGUCCCACCUCCUGCAGACCAAGGACCGCGAGAUGGAGAUGGAGCGCCAGGCGCUGGAGGAGGAGCGGAGGCUGCGGGAGGCGCUGGAGGAGCGGCUCGCCGAGGAGACGCACCGGCGCCAGCUGCUCAUCGAGAAGGAAGUGCGGCUGCGCGAGCGCCACAAGGCACAGGCUCGACCGCUCACGCGCUACCUCCCCAACCGCAAGGAGGACUUUGACCUGCGCGCGCACGUGGAGGGCGCGGGCCACAGCGUGGAGACGUGCUACCACGUGACGGUGACGGGGAAGACCUGCCGCGGCUUCCUCACCAAGAUGGGCGGCAAGAUCCGCACGUGGCGCAAGCGCUGGUUCCUCUUCGACCGCAACAAGCGCACGUUCUCGUACUACGCAGACAAACACGAGACGAAGCUGAAGGGGCUCAUUUACUUCCAAGCCAUUGAGGAGGUUUACUACGACCACCUGAAGAGCGCCCACAAGAGCCCCAGCCCGUCGCUGACGUUCUGCCUCAAGACGAACGAGCGGGUCUUCUACCUGGUGGCGCCCUCGCCGGAGGCCAUGCGCAUCUGGAUGGACGUCCUGGUGACGGGCGCUGAGGGGUACACGGGGUUCUGACGCGCGGGGCCUCAAUUCCGCUCGUGACCACGGGGUGGGGGGGGGGCGACGACACCGUGGACGCUCGCCCCGGCGUCACGUCACGGACGCUUGCGACGCCACUCGGAAAGUCGUGGACGGGCCGCGACAUCGCGACAUCUUGCUCGCCGACGAUCGCUUCACCGAGGUCGCCGAUCGCGACGUGGCGAGCGUGCGCCCUCCUUGGCCCGAUCUGUCGCCCGCGACACCGCAGACACUCGCCGCUGUCGACUGACUCCCCGUUGCCCGUGCAAGUACCAAGCUCAAGCCUUGCCAUUGCUCCUCCGCCUACGACGACUCGCGUUGUCGCUCUGCACGCCGGGAGAUCCGAUGAUCGAUGUUCGGUCGCCACGUUGAUGGCGUCCGUCGUGAUUUCUCACUCAGCUGAGCGUGAAGGCUGCCAUACUCCACUCCUGCCAAUCACUGACUGACCGCCUCUCGCUAUAUAUAUAUAUAAAAUAAGUAAUUAUGCUCAGUUUCUAAUACGGCGUCUGCAGAGACCGUUGCACAUAGCUGCUUUAUACAUCCGAAUGGUAUUGUAUCGCGUUAAUUGGUGCGUAGCGAGUACGCACACCUGUUCCCCCAGCCGUCCAUGCUGUCGACUGCCUGCGCCAGUUCUAGUCAAAGCCCAUGGCCUGGUUUAUUUUUCCUCUGCACGCGACCGCCUGAUUGGCCCGCGUCUUUCUUUAAUAAUAAUAAAAAAUAAAAUACAGCCCACCGCUUCCGCACGGCGUCUCUGGACGCGGCCGCGUUCGGACGCCGUCCGUGAAGCCGCGCUGCGUUCAAUUUGCUGACCGUAGCGCACAGACGCCAGCGACGGACUUCGAGAAGCCAUUCCUGACGAGGGCGCUUGCGCGCGGCGGCUCGACGGGGCGUCACCACCCGCCUUGCCUUUUCGCAAACACAACAAGAAAACGGAGGCUCGCGCGUAACGGACCUUGUUGCGUGCGUACGGCGCACGUUGUGCGAGCGGUGCGCGUGCGGAGUUGCAACGGGCCCCCGAAUGACACGCGGAACGUCGGCAGCCAGAGUCGCCGGACUGUGACGAACGCGCAAACUGGUGCUCGCAGAUUUGCACACGUGUGCCUCCUGCCCUGCCCGCCUGCCUGCAUUGCUGUGGCUGCGGUUGGGGUUGGUGGUGCCGGGGGGGAGGGGAGGGAGGGCGGUCAGGACCUAAGGACAAUUUCUGCACUGGACCAUCCCCCCCCCGCCCACAUGCCCCCGCACGAACUUAAUGCUGCCUGUAGUCUUCCCCAUGGAAAUAGCCGUUGGUGCUUUAUUAAGGGAAUACAAGGCCAAAAUAUCAUUCGGAAAUUCUCUGACAGUUUUUUUUCCCCCUCCUUUCAAAUAGCUCAUCUGUGCGUAUGUGUGUGGUGUGUGUGCUAGGUUUGUGAAGAGUUGACUCCUUCGCGAUUCGAUUUGUCUAUUGGUGCCCUCUCUUUCGAUCGUGGUUAAAGGUAGCGCUCCCGAGUGGCAGCGAGGUGACCGCGUGAACCCAGCGGGUGGGCGUCUGGCGGCCGCGCGCCUCGAGCCUGAGAAUCGACGUCAAUCGACGAUUCGGCUCGCACGGUCGGCGCAACUUCUGCCACGUCCUUCUUGAGACGCGGCGGCAUUUCGCCACGAGUCGUCAAUCAUCAGGCCACGGUCGAUCCACUGCUGGAUGGAUCGGGGCCUCCCCCCCUGACCGUCGCCAUCUCGCGUUGCUGCGACGUGAGCGCCUUUACGUUUGGAUGCCCACGUCCAAGAUUGUGUCGUGUUCGCCGUGCUCCCAGCAUGCACAGCACACACACACCGCGCACGAACAGGGCGGGGGGCUGAAACAUUUUGAGAGUGAGAUGCUCGAUAAAUGUUACAGUGGUAGACCAAGUUACGUUUAUUGCUGUGUAUGUCUCUGUCGAGACACGGAUGUUGCCGGUACAUUAAACACCAACUGGUUCGCACAACAUAGUUCGCGCUCGCUCUAACAUGUAUAUGGUACGAUGUACGCAUCUUAAUGAUGCGUAUUCAUCACCUAAGCACAUAGCAUAUUCGUUUUUAACACUUAAGUUUGUAUUUCUUUUGUGGGCCCAAAAUCUUAAUGUACCUUACGGUGGCCAGACAGGCGAGUGGCCAGCAAUCUAGGUACUGUUUCCUGAUCCCCACCCCAACCCACCGACGACGAUUCGAUGAUUCAAAGUCACGAUUCGAUUUGAGAAUCGCACCUUUAAACGCUGCGGUGAAUGUGAGCGGCCACUAGUGGUUGCGAGGGGUUGGGGGGGGGGUGGUGGGGGAGGGGGGCGGUCGUGGGAAUCCAUUUACACGAAGCGCACGCGAUUCCGUGCGCGGACCGCGAGCUUGAAGAAUCUAAAAAUUAACCCUUUCCUGUUCCGAGAAGGUCUGCAAGUUGCAGGGUUGUGGGUCCCGUUCACUGCCGAAUUUCGGAACGCUCAAGCGGCUCGGCGUUGAUUUUAUUAAGAGAGGCGCAGCGCCGUUGUUUUUAAAGACAUUGCGCUCACCGCAGAGAAGUGUAGCGACACGACCGCACUCUACGAUGGUGAAGUUCAUUAUACGGUACCCAGAGCCAUCGGAACGGAAUCGGGAGAAAAACUGAUGACGUACGUACGAGUACGUCAUCAGUACGUCAUAGGAAAGGGUUAAAACGAUGCGUCGUCGCACCCCUGAGUCCAGCACUCUCGCCCGGUGGUUCUCAGAGUGUGAUCCCCGGUGCCACCACCAGGUGGCCCCCGACGCUCCUGCAGGUGCUUCGGCGUGGCCGUGAUGCAAACCGCAGGUUGGUCCGCAAAUAAUAAUGUGCACAUACAGCUUUUGUUUGGGACGUGAAUGAAUAUUUUACUCGUGAUAUUUCACUUUAAAAAAAUGAAGUUAAGUCAACUACCCUGAUUAAACUCCCCUAAAACCUAAGAUCGAAAAAAACCUUAGAGGUGUAAAAAAAAAAGUAUUUUUUUUCGUUCGUUCUGACUCCACUUGUCCUGGCCAGAGUCGCGGCGGCAGCGUGUUGAGUAGGGCGGUCCACACCUCCCUUUCCCUGGCGACAGACUCGAGCUCUACAUUACUAUACACUACUAUACACUACUAUACACUACACUGCUAUACACUACACGACUAUACACUACACGACUAUACACUGCACUACUAUACACUAUUAUACAAUACUAUACACUACACUACUAUACACUACUAUACACUAUUAUACACUACUACACUACUAUACACUACACUACUAUACACUACACGACUAUACACUGCACGACUAUACACUGCACUACUAUACACUACUAUACACUACGAUACACUAUACACUACACGACUAUACACUGCACUACUAUACACUACUUUACACUAUACACUACACUACUAUUACCCAAAUUACCCAAACGUCUCCUCGCGUGCCGCGACGCGGACAUUUACGACCUCGGGAACGUUUUACUUCCCGGAGCGGGCGGCCCUACACGCGCCGUUUCCAUUUGCUCGCGUUCAUACAUUUUUACCAGAAGUUAGGUUGAAGGAAAACAAAUGUAUCUAUUUAUCUACGUAUAGGUAAUAUAUCGAUUCUUCUAUUUAUAGAUUUUUUUUUUUUAAUUGUGCGCGCCCUAACUCCAGCUUUUGCAAGACGGCUCAGGUGCAUUGUCCCACGCCAGCGACCCGGCAGCGUUAUGGGGGGGGCCACGGGGUUGACGGAUCGCAACGAGAUUCGCGAAACUCCCGAACCUGUUGGGCUGUUGGGUCGCCGGAACGUGACGGUACAGCACGUGGGUUGUGAGCUCCUGUGUGUGGCUGUUUUUUUAGCGUUAUACCAGUCCGCGUGUGCCUGCUGAGGCUUUUAGGGUUCUCUGGUUAUUCAUCGUACAGUGCAGGCAAAUGCGUUCGGAAAUGUAAUUGGCCAAACAUCCCAAUGUAGCCGGGCCCUCCUGAGAUAACAGUAAGGCUUUCCCGGGUAAAUUAAUGGCAUUUGCCUACGAAAAUAAAUGGCAAUAGCGGUCAUCGUAAUAGAAAUGGACUCUGGCCUGGUAAAACAAACACAUUUUUACUGUUCAGAUCGAUUGACAUGUUCACAUUGCUGUGUGCUGGGCACAAGAGAUCUUAGUUCUGCCAUCAGAGACUUCCCAACGGUGGCAGAGAAAUAUGAACGCAAAGGGGGCAGCCCUGAGGUCACAUGAUGACCUUGUGGUCACAUGACAGCCUUGAGGCCACAUGGACUUCCUCUGUUACAUCGUCAAUCACCUGCUUAAUUUUGACCUCGGUGAGGAUUUUUUUCCGCGUGCGACACGCAUGUUUGGAUUUAACGUUUUAGUGGAACGAUUCUCACAUUUAACUGCCGUAGUUUUAGAUUUUUUCCUUCAGUUAUUUGCCCAAGGACAGGGUCCACGGCUGAAGCCUCCAUCCCUGCCCACCUGAUUCCAUUGCCUCCCUUCACCUCGCAACUCCAAAGUCCCUCCGUCGUUGAGCCAUGGCCAGGGCCACAUGGUGGAGGUGAUUUACCGUCUCCUUUCCUCAGCAAGUGUCGGGUAUCUUAUUUAGGUGGCGCCAUCACCUUGAUACGGAACUUCUUUCGCACCGUACGUAGCCAACCGUGCUAAUCGGAGGUGCGGGGCGGAAGGACAACAAACUGAACACAGAGCAGUUCUAAAGAAAUUACAAUAGCCAGGAAAAAAACGUGCGUAUUUUAAACUCAAAGGCUAUGUGUACAGAGGUUGAACGAAUUAAAACGAGGUGAAAAUGGAAAAUUAUUUUCUCUAAGAAAUGAAAUCGUUUCAACUUGUUCCCAUUGUCAUUAUCAAUUUCUUGCCUGUUCUGUGCCUUCCCUGUCAGAAUGUUUUGUACUUUUAAAAUUUGUUUUACCGACAGUAUUUUUCAAUUUUCUUACUCCAUUAUAGUUAUUAUUACAACUACUACUAUGAGUAUUUGUAUUAUAUACAGUACAUAUAAAGCCAUAAUAUUAGUCACUGCCUUUAUGAAUAAAAACAUGUUUUUGUAAAAGAUGUUAUCGUAUGAUAAAAGGCUUGGAACAUUACAACUUCGGAGUGGAACGGUUGUCGCAAUUCAGGGUCGCGAUCCGAUUUUAAAAAAUAUCGAUCCCAUCCUAACACGUUGCGGUGAAUGGCAGCACCUCUCGUGGCCUCGGGGGUCAUGUGAACCCAUUGUACGCGCAACACGCACCCAAUUAAAAAACUAAAUACGCCAACAGCAGAACGUGCAAUUUCGUGAUUGCGUCCCGAGCUUAAGAAUCAAUAUGAACCGUCGAAUCGACGCACCUCUACACGCCUGACCGCAUCGCAGACGAACAGCGUUUUUGCUGCCGGAAAGCGCGUUUGGUCAGCCGUGCGUCGAAAGUGCCACGUCGUAGCGUAGCGGUUGGGCCACACUUCCCAGUUAAACGGACAACGAUGGGCCAACGAUGGCACGUGUGUGGAGCCUUUAGACUAACAUUGGCCCAACAUUGGGCCGACAUUCCAUGCUUGGCGGUUUUUUGGCCCGACGAGCCGGACGUGCCAGACCUACCAGGCCCCCAGCGCUGGCAACGGGUCAUCUGGAGCGGUCACGCGGCUGGAUCAACCGGCGCUGGUUGGUUGUGAAUUUUUUGUUUGUUUUAAGUCUGCAGGAGCAGCACCAAGAGAGUGAUCGUACCUUGGCAGCCCGGUAGAGUGAUCGUGCUUGGCUUGCGCACUGCCAGGGGUGGGUGGCUGCCACUCCACUAUUCGUCUUGACCAUGGGUCCCAUCGUCUUACAUCGACGUAUCCUGUGCAAGGCCACUUGCUUAACGGUUUGAACAAUGUCGUGAGCCCGGUAUGUUCUCUCAUCCAUGUGAUCCUCUUUCUGUCUCUCGGUGUAGUUCCAAACAUCCAUCUCUCCGCGCUUUUUUGGGUUACUUUUCAGUUUAGGUUCAACAUUGUUCAUGAAUGACCGUGUUUCUGAGCCGUGUCCACAGCAGGUGGGACGCAUUGAUUAAACGUUUUCUUCUUUUUGGGUUUUUUUUUAGCACUGAUUAAUCACACGUUGGUGUGUGUUACUUUUCAUUACAAAGUUGGGAUUGCACUUCAACUCUUUAGUUCUGAAGGGCUCGCAAGGUUCUUCGCCACAUCAAGUCGGUGCCCCCGUUGGGGAAACUGUCUCACUUUCAAUCUAUGAGUCUCUACAUCACCAUAGCCCUUCUCCUUCCAUGUAUGUUUGUGUGUACGUCGAACUUCUUUCGCACCGUACGUAGCCAACCGUGCUAACCGAUGGUGCGGGGGAAGGAGGAUAACAUCUGCUUUGUCUCUUCUCGUCCAAAUCCACCUGAGUCAAAUCCACCUGAGUCUAGCCUCCCUGACCUCCUCCGACUCGCACUCAGACUUUUACUUUAUUUUAGCCUGUCAGCGGCUCUUUUGAAAGAAUCAGAUCAGAAUCUGUAUGUGGACUUCAGGAGCAAUCCGAUGACCUCUGGAGCUCUUUUUCACAGAGGUCCAGCAUGGUCGGGUCAGUGACUUACAACAGCAAACAAUGCAAACAACCGAUAGGAGUGCAAAGUAGAGAAAAAGGUAAACAAGUCGCUAAUUAUUCUUGGGUUUUUUCGGUAAAGUCACGUAGAAGGGAAAUAAUAAAAUAAUAAAAUAUAAAACAGUACAAUUCUCACGACGUUUCGACUGCAACACAAGCAAUCAUCAUCAGGUGUGAAAUCCACACCGAAAGAACCAAGAAUAUGAAUCCCUGCAGUCAUGAAAGCUUUAAAUCAAAGUCACUAAUUGUAAAUAAAUCAAUCGAUUAAUUAUACAAGUUCCAUUUAUCAAGCUUGGGCAAAGCAGAAAAACCACCAACAAGACAGACCCAGACCGCAUCAGCAUAACAGACAGUCCCUCAAUAAAAUGGCACAUUAACAUCGAACUAUCGAUACACAGGUGAGGAUCAAAGUGACGAAAUCACGUUCGCAAAAUCUCACUGCUGUAUCCAGCACUGAUCUUCUGCUUCAGGAUAUUCCACGGACGACCACGGCCACUGAACCGUCGAGAGUGACGGCGGUCUCGGUCUGUUCAUCUCCCCUGCUGCUCGUGACGCGAGCGUGAUUUUUUUGCGCCCAGUUUCAAUGGUAUCGGCUCCUUAUUCACUCUGCCCUGAAGAUGGCCCACCGUGAGGCUUUUAUUCGGAAACCUCAACAUAAAAGUCAGUCUGCGAUUGACUCACGCGUACCACACGAGCUACGUCCUCCUCCCCGUGAUCCGAUUUAGCCACGGUGGAUUGAGAUUCAUGGAGAGGCUCUUCCUAAAGGUGCCAAUGACUUUUGAUAUGAAUAGUGUUAUUUAAUUGCGUUUUUCAACCCCAAAAUGGCUGAAGUUACGACAUUGGCAUAGCCUGGUUGGCACGCGCCCUGGUGCAAGGAAUGCAAUGCCCCCCCCCCCUCCCUUCUUCGCAGCCCACCGUGUGGGCUCCUUCGAACCGAGUGCCCUUGUGCAGCUGCACCGCCUGCACACUCAACAGUUACGCCGCCGAGUUUUAUGUGCGGUAUUCCCCCGUUGUUCACGAACUUGCCAACCGCGAUUUUGGCUAUCGGCGAAUCCAUGACGAGAGAGAAUGCGAUGCGAGAAAGGGAUUAGAUAGAGUGAUGAGAUAAAAACGGUGAGAUGUAUUUAUUUAAGGUAAUUCGUAAGCCAAUAUCAUUUUCCGCGAAAUGUGUUAUUCGCGAGCAUCGCCGGAACGUACCCCUCGCGAAUAACGAGGGAAUGCUGUCCUCCACAGGGUGCACGUGGUCCUAAUUGUACGGUAC
Molecule: messenger RNA, 13365 nt
Organism: Lethenteron reissneri (Far Eastern brook lamprey)
Lineage: Eukaryota; Metazoa; Chordata; Hyperoartia; Petromyzontiformes; Petromyzontidae
Product: pleckstrin homology-like domain family B member 1
Molecular function (GO): protein binding
Source: RefSeq, a predicted model, not a curated record